Molecule: messenger RNA, 822 nt
Organism: Amaranthus tricolor (Joseph's coat)
Lineage: Eukaryota; Viridiplantae; Streptophyta; Magnoliopsida; Caryophyllales; Amaranthaceae
Exons: 5
Coding region: 90-650 (186 amino acids)
Biological process (GO): endoplasmic reticulum to Golgi vesicle-mediated transport; intra-Golgi vesicle-mediated transport
Cellular component (GO): cis-Golgi network membrane; cytosol; TRAPP complex
Source: RefSeq, a predicted model, not a curated record
CCCCGACCUUAACUCUCUAGUUAGUAGUUCUAUUUUUUUCCUCCAAAAAUCUCACAUUUUCCCGAAUCGAUAGCAAGUGAGAUCAGAAGAUGCCAGCGGUUGCUCCACGUUCUGGUGAAGCCAUUUUCGCAAGUGGUGAACGUGUUAAUUCGGAGCUGUUCACAUUAACAUAUGGAGCAAUAGUUCGUCAAUUGCUUACGGAUCUUGAAGAUGUUGAUCAAGUUAACAAGCAGCUUGAUCAAAUGGGUUAUAAUAUUGGUGCUCGAUUGAUUGAUGAAUUCUUAUCAAAAUCAAAUGUUUCCAGAUGUGUGGACUUCAAAGAGACUGCUGAAGUAAUCGCAAAGGUUGGGUUCAAAAUGUUUCUGGGGGUGAGUGCAGCAGUCAGCAUCUUGGAUGCUGAGGGAACAACUUGCAGCUUAGUCUUGGAGGACAAUCCUUUUGUAGAUUUUGUGGAGCUCCCUGACACCUACCAAGGCCUUCAUUACUGCAAUGUUCUAAACGGUGUAAUCAGAGGAGCACUUGAGAUGGUGUCUAUGAAGACUGAAGUGACCUGGAUUCGUGACAUGCUUCGUGGGGAUGAUGCAUAUGAGCUUCAAGUUAAACUUUUGAAGCAAAUCCCAGAAGAAUACCCUUACAAGGAUGAUGAGUGACUCAUUGUCUUUACUCAUUGAUACCGCUACAACAUCACCGUAUUCAAUGUACUUUCUGAAUAAAGAGAGAAAAAGAAAAAAAAAAAACAACAAUUUACCCUUUUUAUUUUAAAUUAUUUCAUUUGUUGUUCUAACCAAAAAAAAAUAUUUAUAUUAUAAAUUUUAAACAUAA